This is a messenger RNA of Nymphaea colorata (pocket water lily), 2634 nucleotides long. Its product is annotated as oligopeptide transporter 1-like. The record is from RefSeq and is a predicted model, not a curated record. The transcript is spliced from 7 exons. The coding region runs from base 234 to 2489 and encodes 751 amino acids. Gene Ontology annotation, molecular function: oligopeptide transmembrane transporter activity. NCBI's taxonomy places the organism in Eukaryota, Viridiplantae, Streptophyta, Magnoliopsida, Nymphaeales, Nymphaeaceae. Gene Ontology annotation, biological process: transmembrane transport.
UGGUGGGACCCACGGACGUCAAUCCGCCGGAGCGUGUAGGAGUGGAAGAAACAUAAAGAGAGGGAGGGAGGCUUGAGAGAGAAGAGCUCGAAGGCAAGACGCACAGAGUCGAUGUGUAAGAAGCGAGAAGCCAUGGCUUUUCUCUUGUGAUCUUAGCAUUUUCCCUGUCUUUUAGAAAGACAGAGAGAGAGAGCGCGCACAGCAGUUUGCUGGGGGAUCUUGAAUCUGAUGAGAUGAGUGACUCAGGCGUUACAGACUCUUCAUACAAGAAUGGCGAACGCCUCCCCGAGAAUUUUAAGCAAGCGGAGGAGAUAGAUGAAUUGGAAAAUUCGCCGAUUGAGCAAGUCCGGCUGACGGUGCCGGCUACCGAUGAUCCGACGCUGCCAGUCCUCACGUUCCGGACAUGGACCCUGGGCCUGUUCUCAUGCGCCCUGCUGGCCUUCUUGAACCAGUUCUUCGGCUACAGGCAGAACCAACUAAGCGUGUCCUCCAUCUCCGCCCAGAUCAUUGCGCUGCCCCUGGGGAAGCUCAUGGCGGCUACACUUCCGGUCAAGGUGGUCCGAAUUCCGGGAACCAAGUGGGAGUUUUCAUUGAAUCCGGGGCCCUUCAAUAUCAAGGAACAUGUACUGAUCACGAUUUUUGCAAACUCUGGCUCCAACUCCGUGUAUGCUGUCAACAUCAUCACCAUAGUUAAGGCCUUCUACCAUAGGCAGCUCCACCCCAUGGCUGCAUUCUUGCUGUCACAGACAACCCAGAUGAUGGGAUAUGGAUGGGCGGGUCUGUUCCGGAAGUAUCUCGUGGACUCCCCCUACAUGUGGUGGCCUUCCAACCUCGUCCAGGUCUCUCUGUUCAGAGCGUUGCAUGAGAAGGAGGUGCGGCGAAAGCGUGGCACCACGAGGCUGCAGUUCUUCCUCAUGGUGUUUGUCGCCAGCUACUGCUACUACAUCGUCCCCAACUAUCUGUUCCCUUCAAUCACCGCCCUCUCCUUUGUGUGCUGGAUCUGGAAGGAUUCCGUCACCGCCCAGCAGAUCGGUUCCGGCCUCUCCGGCCUCGGCCUCGGCUCCAUCGGCCUCGACUGGUCGACGGUUGCCGGGUUUCUGGGCAGCCCGCUCGCCACUCCCGGCUUCGCCGUCCUCAAUGUAAUGGCCGGUUUCUUCUUGGUGGUCUAUGUCAUGCUCCCCAUCACCUACUGGACCAACUCUUAUAAUGCCAAGCGCUUCCCCAUCUUCUCCUCCCACGUCUUCGAUCAGUGGGGCAAGCCCUACAACAUCUCCCGGAUACUUAAUCAAAAGACGUUUGAAUUCGACCCCGUCGGCUAUAGUGGCUAUAGUCAGGUCCAUCUGAGCAUCUUCUUCGCCUUCACUUACGGCAUCAGCUUCGCCACUCUUGCGGCUACCAUCUCCCAUGUUGCUCUCUUCCAUGGAAAAUCGAUCUACCGGCAAACCAAACAGGCAUUCAGUGAUCGUGUUGGCGACGUCCACACCAGGCUGAUGAAGAAGAACUAUGUGGCGGUGCCCGAAUGGUGGUUCAGCAUCAUCCUGAUUUUCGUGGUUGGCCUUGCCUUCCUUGCUUGCUUGGGGUUCGGGGGCCAGCUUCAGCUGCCGUGGUGGGGCAUCCUUCUUGCUUGUGCCAUUGCCUUCUUCUUCACGCUCCCUAUUGGCAUCAUCCAAGCUACCACUAAUCAGCAACCUGGGUUGAACGUGAUCACAGAGCUGAUCAUUGGUUACUUGUACCCAGGCAGGCCUCUUGCAAAUGUGGCCUUCAAAACCUAUGGCUACAUCAGCAUGUCCCAGGCCCUCAUGUUCCUCUCAGAUUUCAAGCUUGGCCACUACAUGAAGAUCCCUCCAAGAUCUAUGUUCGUUGUUCAGCUUGUUGGCACACUGGUUUCAUCGUCCGUCUACUUUGGCACGGCAUGGUGGCUGCUCACAACAGUUCCCAACAUCUGCAACACAGCACUCCUCGACCCCUCCAGCCCAUGGACUUGCCCGGGCGACGAUGUGUUCUACAAUGCCUCUAUCAUCUGGGGUGUGGUCGGCCCACUUCGCAUGUUUGGCAGGCUGGGAGUCUAUGCCGGGCAGAACUGGUGGUUCCUAGUGGGUCUACUCGCACCUGUCCCUGUCUGGGUGUGCUCACGCCUGUUUCCAAAGGCAAAGUGGAUCAGCCUCAUCAACAUGCCCAUCUUGAUUGGUGCAACUGGGAUGAUGCCACCGGCGAGAGCAGUCAACUACCUGGCCUGGGGAGCAGUUGGUAUAGCAUUUAACUUCGUGGUGUAUAGGAAGUACAAGCAGUGGUGGGCACGGCACAAUUAUGUUCUGUCCGCCGGGCUCGACGCAGGUGUUGCCUUCUCCGCCGUUCUCACCUACUUUGCGCUGCAGUAUAGAUCCAUCUUUGGGAUACAGUGGUGGGGUACAGAGUUGGAUGACCACUGCGCUCUAGCACGUUGCCCCACUGAGCCUGGAAUAGUGACAAAAGGGUGUCCUGUCUUCUGAGCUUACGUUAUUGGUCCUAUAAAGUAGUUUGAUUUGCUUACGGCCUUUAGUAUAGGAGUUUGCUGAUUCUACAACGGUUAGUCAUGUGUAUGAAGGAUGAUUCUUGGUGAUGUCUGCAAAAUAUAGAAAGAUUCGUUAUUGUGGC